This is a messenger RNA of Mya arenaria, 7300 nucleotides long. Its product is annotated as transmembrane protein 115-like. The transcript is spliced from 4 exons. Bases 9 to 1076 code for a protein of 355 amino acids. Gene Ontology annotation, cellular component: Golgi apparatus; membrane. Lineage: Eukaryota; Metazoa; Mollusca; Bivalvia; Myida; Myidae. The record is from RefSeq and is a predicted model, not a curated record. Gene Ontology annotation, biological process: retrograde vesicle-mediated transport, Golgi to endoplasmic reticulum.
CUUCCAACAUGGCUGCUUCCAUGAUUCAGAGAAAUCUUCCUGUUUUUAAACAGAAUAUGUCGGCUGCAUUCGGAAACAGCAGCUUAGUUGUAAAGUCAGUAGCAGUGCUGGUGUUCUUCGGAUACUUUCUGUCGUUUAUUCCCGGAGGAACGCCCUACGUUACCGUGACUCCGGGCUAUGUUUUGCCUCCGAACUUCUGGGUCUGGACUUACCUUACGCAUAGCUUUGUGGAGUUCCACAUAUGGGACGUUUUAGCGGAUGUUUUGGUGGUGAUUUUGUGUGGAAAACUCCUGGAGCCAUUAUGGGGUGCUAUGGACAUGUUGAUAUUUUUUGUAGUUACAAAUCUUUUAGUUGCCAUAGCAACAUCUUUUACUUAUUUAUUCAUAUAUUUUGCAACCAAAAAUGAAGAAUAUUUGUUUGAGACAUACAUUCAUGGACUUGCCGGCUAUAUUGCCGGAUUCUCAGUUGCUGUUAAACAAGUAAUGCCAGACCAUGUUUUGAUUACAUCGCCGUUUGGCAAGCUAAGAAACACUCACAUUCCAUUGAUUCUGGUGACAGUUGUUAUUACAUUACGCCUGCUCGGUGCAUUGGAUGGACCAUACCCCAUCAUGUUCAGUUGGGGCGUGCUGAUUAGCUGGGUGUAUUUGAGGUUUUACCAGAAACACUCAAAUGGAAACAGAGGAGACAUGGCUGACAACUUUAGUUUUGCAAGCUUCUUUCCCAGUCAGCUACAGCCGGUGAUUGGUAUCCUGUCCAACUGGGUAUUUGCAGUCUUUGUUAAAGUCAAAAUCUGCAAGAAACCACAGAGAAGAUAUGAUGUGAGUUCUCCAACAACUAUCACCAUCACCUUACCUGGGACUGAUCCGCAGGAUGCAGAAAGAAGGAAAAAUCUUGCCCUCAAAGCAUUAAACGAGCGCCUGAGUAAAUCCAGUGAAGGGGCUGCCAACUGGCCUUCAAUGGACGAAGAUGAUGACAAAGUUACCUCCCCGCCUGCCAGCAACUCUCCGAGUGGAGGUUCAAAAAGUCCAUCUCCAGAUAGCACAGGGGACUCCCCAGCUAAAAAUAGCACAAGUUGAGGAACUCCUAUCUAAAAAAAAAACAAUGUGAAAUUUAAGUCGGAACGGGGUGGUUUCUUAGCUUAAAGUUUAAGCAUGACUACAAAUGCCUAAUAAGUAACAUUUUGUGUUCAUGUAUAUGUACUUAGGCAAGUUAUCUGCCUACAUUGUAUAUAUAAUGAUAAUAAGUUUUUCUUUUUAAGUCUUGAGACAAAAGAUUAUGAUUUAUGAUACAAAAAAGAACACAGAAAAUUUAUGAAUGAAAUAUAAUUUAAAUUUAUGAUGGGCAUUAUCGCUGGAAAUAAAAUCAGUUGUCUUCAAGAAAAUAUUAAAUUAAUUAUCAUUUCUUUGUCUCGAAUGAAUACAUGCGUAUUAGUGUCCGGGACAUGUUGAAAAUAAGUGUUCGUUGACAUGUACUUCUUUUAAAUUUUUCCUUGUGGUAGAAGUAACGUUAGUUUCAAUCUAUGUAUUAAAUGCAUUAUACUCAUUACAUUCAUUUUCUUAGUAUCAUGUAUAUAUAUAAAGAAAUUAAUAAUCUCUGUAUGAAGUGAUUGAAGCACAUGACAUUUGUGCCGAGGAAUAAUCCAAGCCUAACAGAGUUUUUGAAGGCUCAUGCAGUUAGUGUACCAAACAGUUAUGUUAAAAACGUAACAAGCUUAAUCACUUAGGGAUUUCAUCAAGAGUCAUAGGAGUAGUUUCGUACCUAGGUGAGAUUUUCAACAGUGCAUUACUGCUGUCUUUAAACUAUCCCAGGUACAAAAAUUGCUCCUAGAUUCUUGAUGGAUCUGCCUCCUGGGAUUUCAUUAGGCCCGGGCGAGAUAAUACCACACCGGGCCUUUGAUCGGGCAACAUGCAUUUUGCAUCAAUUGGAUAGAUAGACUUAUAAUGUAUGGCUAUAUGUUUGUGAAAGAUACAUUGAAUAAUUCUGUGAUAAUCAUCCUUUUAUGUAAUUCGAAUUUUCUGUUCAAUGUAUAAUAUAUUCUAUAACUACAUUUAAACACCAUUAAUCCAAAAUUGUCGGGACCCAAGUGAAAAUGUUGAAAAACAAUAUUUCAAACAAUAUUUCCUAUUUACAAUUUUGAGAAAAUGACAGCGUUCCCAAAUUAUUGAUGACUUAAAUUAUUAACAAGCUUCAUGUUACAUUUAGUUUGAGUGAUCGUUCAGUAUACAUGCUUAAUGAAUUAUUGUUAAAUAAUUGACAAAUAAUUUGUUAUUAUAAUUCUUUAAUACUUUUAUUUAAACAACAUUAUACAUUUCACUUUAAAAUUUCUAAACUAAACUAAAUAACGGUACAGAAAAUGUCUAUUUGAUUUCCGUGUUUUUGUUGAUUUCAGUUGUCUUUGUUUUAAUUAUCAGUGUAUAUAUUUAUUCUCACACUUAUUGCUCAAUGUCAUUCUUAACAAGUGUUAAUUGUGCUCCAUAAUCACCUCAAGCCAAUGCCCGACUGCUAUCACAGUAUGGGAACUGUGAGAUGAUCAAGUUUCCAAAUAAUGAUUGAUAAAUAGGUGUGAAAUACCAAAUCCUGACCGUACUUAAAAUAGCGACUUCGGAUUAUUGAUUUAAAACAUUUUAGUUAAACAAAGAAGGAAUAAAAACGGUACAUUCAAAAGAGCGAUAAUUUGGCAUAAACGAUGUUUGGAAUAGUGGUGUUUUAAUGUUACGUAUAUCAUUGUUUCCUCUAAGUGCUGUUUGUUAACUGUUUUAGAUAUUUAAGCAACUAGAAGAUGUAUGUUAAAAAACUGAGGUACAGGUAUAUUUUGGGUUAUAGCAAUGGAGGUAAAACAGGAUGGGUUCAUGUUCAUGUAAUUUAUGUGUAGCUUUACAUCCUUGAAUGAUGUAGUACACAAUCAGUAGUCCAAACGUUCAUGUACUUGUAUGUGUAGGUGCACAUACCUGAUAACAUAGUACACAAUAAGUAGUCCACAAUUUCAUGUACUUGUAUGUGAAGGUGCACAUACCUGAUGACAUAGUACACAAUAAGUAGUCCACAAGUUCAUGUACUUGUAUGCUUAGCUUCACAAUCGUGAUGACAUAGUACACAAAAAGUAGUCCACAAGUUCAUGCACAUGUAUGUGUAGCUUCACAUACCUGAUGACAUAGUACACAAUAAGUUGUACACAAGCUCAUGUAUGUGUACUUUUGUGUAGCUUCACUUACUUGAAUGACAUAGUACACAAAAAGUAGUCCACAAGUUCAUGCACUUGUAUGUGUAGCUUCACAUACCUGAUGACAUAGUACACAAUAAGUUGUACACAAGCUCAUGUAUGUGUACUUUUAUGUAGCUUCACUUACUUGGAUGACAUAGUACACAAUAAGUUGUACACAAGUUCAUGUAUGUGUACUUUUGUGUAGCUUCACUUACUUGGAGGACAUAGUACACAAUAAGUUGUACACAAGUUUAUGUAUGUGUACUUUUGUGUAGCUUCACUUACUUGAAAGAAAUAGUACACAAUACGUUGUCCACAAGUUCAUGUACAUGUUCUUUGCUUACUUGAAUGACAUAGUACACAAUAAGUAGUCCAUAAGUUCAUGUACAUGUUCUUUGCUUACUUGAAUGACAUAUAGUACACAAUAAGUAGUCCAUAAGUUCAUGUACAUGUUCUUUGCUUACUUGAAUGACAUAGUACACAAUAAGUAGUCCAUAAGUUCAUGUACAUGUACUUCGCUUACUUGAAUGACAUAGUACACAAUAAGUUGUCCACAAGUUCAUGUACAUGUUCUUUGCUUACUUGAAUGACAUAGUACACAAUAAGUUGUCCACAAGUUCAUGUACAUGUUCUUUGCUUACUUGAAUGACAUAGUACACAAUAAGUUGUCCACAAGUUCAUGUACAUGUUCUUUGCUUACUUGAAUGACAUAGUAAACAAUAAGUUGUCCACAAGUUCAUGUACAUGUUCUUUGCUUACUUGAAUGACAUAGUACACAAUAAGUUGUCCACAAGUUCAUGUACAUGUUCUUUGCUUACUUGAAUGACAUAGUACACAAUAAGUAGUCCAUAAGUUGUUGUACAUGUACUUGUAAGUGUUGCUUUACAAACAUGUACAAGUUGCAGUCAAGUUUUGAGUUUGGAAAAGUUGUUAGCAAACUUUCACAUCACAGUUAAACUUAUGAAAGCUUGCUGAUCCAUUUUGUUUACAAACUUAAUAAAUGUAGCAGUUGAAAGCUAUAAUUACUGCAAAACAUACGAUUUGUGGAAUUCUAGUUUUAAUCUUCGUACUGUUUAUUAGUGUAUGGGAUGAGAAAAAAUCAAGAAAACAAAUGGUGGGAUAGUCUUUAGUAAAUGUUAUAUAUGUUAUUUAUUUUUCUAUAACUAAUCAUGUAUGUGAGAAUGUUGUUUAUGUUAGACUAGUAAUCUAGCCUUAAAGCAAUCUAUUGUGUAUGGUGAUUUUAAAUGUUAUCUAUCAAUUUUAUACUAGUAUUUCUUUAUUUAUUGUUUCCAUUAUUGUCAUAGUUUAAAUCGUAAAAGUCAAUAUCGUCAAACCUCAAAAUAAAGGUGUUAGUUAUGUUACGACUGAUGUUGUUAAAAGUUGUCAUGUUACAAACCAGAAAGUAAAAUACAGCAUCGGUCAUGAUUUUUUUUACACACCAUAAGGGAAAAUAUGGUCAAGUUAUUACACACCAGAAAAAAAUGACAUUAUACUUUUGUACUAUACUACAGAAAUUUUGUUAUAUGUACAUGUAUGUACAUCUGAAUUAUUUUUCAUGCCCCAAUAUCGUGUUCCUUAAUAGUUGUAUUUGGUGGUAAAUGUUAGCGUGUCAGUUUUUCAUCAAAACUUCAACCAUCAUAUUUUAACCUUAAUAUCAUUAUAUAGAUGAAACUUGGUAUACACGUUGCCAGAGACAAUGCACACAUGGACAUCAAGGCCCAUAACUCUUGUUUUAAUAAUUUAAUAUUUGUAUAAUUGUCAGUAAUUUUCCUUGUUUGACUACAAAAUACAACAGAGGAAAGUUCGCUCUGCGGCACUCUCAUUGUUAAGGUUAAUUAUUUAACAUUGCUGGGGGUUUGUUAUUUAACUUGUGAUUGUUGACAAGUAUGAUUGUGUCUUAAAAUAUUCCAGGUGUAUUGUUAUGUCUAGUUUUGUUGCUUUGAUCUUGUUAAUCAUAAUAAAUGCUCAUAUACACUGAGAUAAGCUGAUAUAGGUCUUGGAAGUAUAUUUUGAAAUGGACAGUUUUUGGCAUACCAGAAAUACAUACUUUACAUGAUUAAGAAAUUUGAAUUAUUGUGAAAAUAUCCAUGACAAUGUGAAUGAUGCUAAAUAAGAUUACAUUCUCCCUCGAUCACCUUGAUAAAAACUACUUUGUUUAGAAAAACAGUAUAUUGAAACCAUGUUCAUGUGUUUUUGCUUUUCCGGAUUUAUCAUGUGACUUGUGAAUAUCUCGGUUGCUUUAACAGUUAAAGUGACACUCAUAUUCAAAUCAAUACAUUCACAUGUAUAAUAAACAUUAGCGUUGAGUGAUAAACCUUGUAACUACUUAUUAAAUAAUGAUUUUAUGGAAAAUUAUUUUUAGUUCUGCUUAUAUGGGAGUAAGAGCGAAUCUUUAAGGGUAUUCCUAAUAGAAUGGAUCGGCAUACUGUCAAUUUAAUCAUGCCAACCCCAUGAGGGUCACCAUUCUAUUUUUAGACACAGAAAAAGAUGAUGUCAUAUCCUUGCUUAUGUCAUAUUUACUUAAAGACCAAAAUCUGCAUGUCACAGUUGACAGAUUAAGAUGCAUGUAUGUAUAUGGUGGGCAAAUAGUUGUGAUUUUGACAUUUUCUGAUGUUGGCAAGCGUAUUAGUGUACAUCAUACGGUGGGGAAUUCUUUAAAUCUUUGUGUUAUUUUGUUAGUGUUGAGUGCAACAAUUCACGUAGUUGUCGGCCAUUAUUGUGGUAUUUUGUUACAGGUUUAUUUAAUGUUUAAGCACUUUUCCUUACCUCCUUUUUCUAGCUUAUGCUAGUACAAUGUACAUUUUUAUGUCAGUCUCUUUUAAUUGAAGUAUUGCUUUUGUUUAUCCAAUAGUUACUUUAUACACUUGUAUGUGAACCGUGAUUAAGCAGAAAUCGGUCAAGUCUUAUAGCAUCAAAUAGAACAGAUGUUGCAAAAGUACAAAAUCAAAUUGUCAUUAAACUAAAACACAAUAGCACGCCCAUAGCAAAAAAAAUCAAUAAAUUAUCAGAUAUUUUCAGGGUAAAUAAAGUUUCUUUUUCUAUUAAGUAUAUCUCACAGGAGGCAUUGAACUGCUCAUUCAAAGAUUCAACAAUUAAAUCUAUUUUUGCUUGUCACAUUUCAUUUAUUUGCAUCAAUCAUGUAACUUGGAAAGAAAGAUAUUUUUUAAUCUUUUGUUAACUUGUAAGUACUGAAAUUAUGAAUAUACUUAGCAUGUUUGAAUUGUAUACUAGAUAAUUAACAGUACUGGGUUUAAUUUGAAUUAUGAUUGUCAUAUGAAUCGGUAUAUGCUUUGCAUGUUAAACAUGUAUUACUAGGUAAUUUAAAGUUCAUGUGUAUUGGGUUUUAUUGGAAUUUGUAAAUUGAAAUGCUAUAAUUCAUAUAUUGUUUGGGGGAUAAAAUUAAAUGUAUAUGAAUUACAUUGAACUUAUCCAUUAACAUUAGAACAUUUGUCACCAUGGUUACAGUCAUCACAGUCAUCGAAAGGAGCAUAUUCUUGUUCAAGACCAUAAAUGUUUUUAUCAUUAUAAUAACCCACAAGUCUGAAUAUCAAAAAGAAAAACAGAAUCUUGUUUCACAACCAUAGGCUAAGUUUGGGCUUGUAAGCUUAAAAUCAUUUCGAUCACAGCCAUUUUAUUAGCACAUCUUUUUUUCAAAAAGUAAAAUAUAUAUAUUGAGGUAUUGUCAUAGCCUUGGUGUAAUCCUUAACUUUCGCCUUGGCCAUAACUCAGAGUUGAUGAUAUAAAACUUGGUACACACAUAUCCACACAUGCAUUGCAAGGCCAACUUGGUACACACAUAUCCACACAUGCAUUGCAAGGCCCAUAACUCUGGAUUUGUUAAUUGUCAAGUUAUGCCCCUUGUUUGACUAAAAGCAACAACAAGCGAGCGUUGACAUUCCCUCUAUGGCACUCUUGUUUUUAGUAAUGCGGGCUUAGUCAUACUAUUUGUUGCUUAUGAGUUAGUUUUUACAUUUAAACGUACUUUCUGCUUUUUUUCUGUUCAAAUGUGACAUCAUUACUACCGUGUGAUGAAGGUUUGUUUAUGUAUAAUAACAUUCACAGGCAUGCAAAUGUUGGAAAUAAAGGAUUUAACCUUGA